CCACUCAAAUAACUUCUACAUCCUAACUUGAAGCUGAAAAAGGUUAUUAUAUUUUCUCAGCCAAAAAAAAAGAAAAGAAGAAAAAGGAGAUGGAAAUCCCUGUGAUUGACUUCAGUAAGAUUGAGGGUGAGAAUAGAGGUGAAGCAAUGGCACUUCUUCAUGAAGCAUGCAAAAACUUUGGCUUUUUCAUGAUUGAGAACCAUGGAAUUGAUAAAGACCUUAUGGAGAAAGUGAAGCAUUUGGUGAAUCUGCAUUAUGAAGAGAACAUGCAAGGCGAAUUUUUUGACUCAGAGACAGCAAAGAGUUUGGCAAACAAUGAGUAUAUCAGCGGCAAAGACUGGGAAACCACCUUCUUCGUUUGGCAUCGUCCAAAUUCCAACAUCAAUGAGCUUACCCUGUCAAAAGAUCUUAGCAAAACGAUGGACGCAUACAUUGAUCAACUGAUUAAGCUUGCGGAAAAGCUUUCCGAGCUCAUGUGUGAGAAUCUGGGUAUACAAAGGAAUUCCAUAAUGGAAGGAUUUGCUGGAGGCAGCGCUCCUUCCGUGGGGACAAAAGUGGCAAUAUAUCCCGAAUGCCCUCGCCCUGAACUCAUCAGAGGACUCCGAGAGCAUACAGAUGCUGGUGGGAUUAUUCUCCUGCUGCAAGAUGAUAAAGUCCCUGGCCUUGAAUUUUUCAAAGACGGAAAAUGGGUGAAAAUUCCGCCUUCAAUAAACAACAGACUUUUCGUAAAUACAGGUGAUCAACUGGAAAUUUUAAGUAAUGGAGCUUACAAGAGUGCUUUGCACCGAGUCUUGGCUAUGAAGGAUGGAAGCAGACUCUCCAUCGCCACCUUCUACAACCCUGCUGGUGAUGCAAUCAUUUCUCCAUCUCCACAGCUAUUGUUACCCAAUCAUUUCCGCUUCCAAGAUUACCUAGACCUUUAUACCAAAACUAAAUUCGAAGAAAAGGGUCUCAGGUUUGAGUCCAUGAAGAGCAUGGCAAAUGGACACUAAGAACAUGUUCAGUACACGGCAUUGGACACAACUAGACGGUAAAACGGACAAGAUUUCAGCUUUUUCUCUUCCUUUAUACUGUCUUGUAUUAUCCAAUGACCUUACUAAACAUGCAAUAAGUGUUCCUGCAAGAGAGUCAUAAUUCUUAAAUCCGUUAUGCGUAACAGUGAAGUAAUGUGUCCUAUAAUUUCCUUCCUUAUUUGUCAGUCUUUUUUUUCCCUUUACUUUGUCAAAGUUUAAGAGAACCUGCUGUAGACUGCUUCCUUAACUUUUCUUUCAUAGGUAAUAUAUAAACUACAAUGUUAAAAAAUUUCAUUUCCA
Messenger RNA from Olea europaea var. sylvestris, 1313 nucleotides. RefSeq names its product 1-aminocyclopropane-1-carboxylate oxidase 1-like. Bases 90 to 992 code for a protein of 300 amino acids. The transcript has 3 exons. The record is from RefSeq and is a predicted model, not a curated record. Lineage: Eukaryota; Viridiplantae; Streptophyta; Magnoliopsida; Lamiales; Oleaceae.